Molecule: messenger RNA, 1926 nt
Organism: Lates calcarifer (barramundi perch)
Lineage: Eukaryota; Metazoa; Chordata; Actinopteri; Centropomidae
Product: excitatory amino acid transporter 1
Exons: 11
Coding region: 168-1724 (518 amino acids)
Biological process (GO): L-glutamate transmembrane transport
Cellular component (GO): plasma membrane
Molecular function (GO): glutamate:sodium symporter activity; neutral L-amino acid transmembrane transporter activity; L-glutamate transmembrane transporter activity
Source: RefSeq, a predicted model, not a curated record
ACAAAAAGCUGAUGAUUAAUGUGGUAAGGUCACUCUGUUGGAAAACUUCAGUCUGCCAAGAGGAGAAUAACUGGACUUUCCUACCUGUUGACCAUGCCGUCUUUACUGAUGCUAUGACUGUUCAAGGAGUAGCAUUUUAAAGUCUGUACUGUGUGUAAGGACUAAUUAUGAAAGAGCUGUUGACCUCUGAUGACUUGUCUGAGUUGGACUCAGUACAGGUUACAGAACCCCAGGAAACCCAGACGUACCACAAAUGUAAUGAACCCCCAGGUCAUUUAUUGUCAUCCCAGAAUGGAUCUUUUAUGGCUUUUUUCAAGAGAAAUGCUUUUGUUGUUUUCUCAGUGACUGCUGUUGCUUUGGGAACUGGCCUGGGUUUUGCUCUGCGACACAUUAAUAUGUCAGCCAGGGAUAUAACAUAUUUAACCUUUCCUGGAGAGCUCCUGAUGAGAAUGCUGCAGAUGACGGUGCUUCCUCUCAUCAUUUCCAGUCUGAUCACAGGCAUGUCAUCUGUGGACAGUAAAGUCUAUGGGAGAAUUGGACUGAGGGCCUUCAGCUAUUAUAUGGUCACCACACUUAUUGCUGUGUUCACUGGCAUUGCUUUAGCUGUCAUCAUCCAGCCAGGGAACUCAUCCAGGAACACCUCAGUGUCCUCUAGUGGUAAAGUGGAGGCUGUGCAGAGCGUGGAUGCAUUUCUAGAUCUGAUCAGAAACAUGGUCCCCUCAAAUCUUGUUGAGGCUUGUCUCAGGAAGUUUAAAACAGUUUAUUUCAGAAGUGCUCCCAUAGGAAAUCAUCUUGGUGUCAUCAACAUUACUGAGGCCAGUAAAAACAGGACCUCUAUAGAUGACAGAGUACCAAUGCCGGGCUCCUCAGAUGGGGUAAAUAUUUUGGGUCUGUUGGUCUUCUCUGUUGCCUUCGGCCUCAUUCUGGGCAGUAUGGAAACCCAGGGAAAGCCCCUCAGGGAUUUCUUUGACUGCCUGAAUAAAGCCAUCCUACAUCUAGUCAACAUAGUUGUUUGGUACUCCCCGGUGGGAAUCCUCUUCUUGCUGGCAGGACAGAUUUUGAAGAUGACAGACACUGCAGAGAUAGGUCGCGAACUCACCAUGUACACUCUCACUGUGAUCACCGGUCUGCUGAUCCACAGCUUGUUCACCCUGCCCCUCAUCUAUUUUGUUGUCACACAAAAGAAUCCCUUUAGAUUUAUGAGCAGUCUCCUCCCGGCUCUCACCACUGCCUUUGGGACUUCUUCAAGUUCUGCAACCCUACCAGUAACCCUCCGCUGUAUGGAAGAAAAUCACAGCAUGGACAAACAAGUGACGCGUUUCAUGCUGCCUACAGGCGCCACAAUGAACAUGGAUGGUGCAGCUCUCUAUGAGGCAGUAGCAGCUUUAUUCAUAGCCCAGAUUCAUAAUAUGGACUUUAACGUGGGACAAAUCAUCGUCCUCAGUUUGAUUGUCACAGCUGCCAGCACUGGUGCAGCAGGCAUCCCACAGGCUGGCAUGGUAUUCAUGGUGAUUGUGUUGUCAUCAGCUGGACUGCCAACUGAAGAUAUAUCACUGCUAAUGAUGGUUGACUGGAUUCUGGAUCGUUUGAGGACUGCCAUCAAUGUCCUGGGUGACUGUAUUGGUGUGGGUGUAGUUCAUCAUCUGUCCAGACAUGAGCUUCAGAGCUCCAGGCCUGCAGAGGAGAGCCCGAUGGAAGAAAGCUUCCAGCUCUGUGCUUCAUGAUUGACAAGUUUUGGAGGCCCAACUGAACCAUCAUUAUUUGAUGAGCCAGAGGGAUUAACUGCACACUUUAUGCAGAGUGCAAAUCUGUUUAUGGGAUGUUAGAUAUGAAAUGUUAUGCCAUAUGAAAUAUGAUUUUCCCUCCACAAUUGUUGGAAGCUGUUCAGAAGUUAGAGUAUUAAAUACACUACCCUCAAAAAUCUAA